Messenger RNA from Physcomitrium patens, 3272 nucleotides. RefSeq lists its product as uncharacterized. Gene Ontology annotation, molecular function: GTPase activator activity. Lineage: Eukaryota; Viridiplantae; Streptophyta; Bryopsida; Funariales; Funariaceae. Gene Ontology annotation, biological process: positive regulation of GTPase activity. The record is from RefSeq and is a predicted model, not a curated record.
GCGCGCUGCAGGGAGCAGGAAGCAGGGCGAUCAAUCAUCAGGGCUCAUUUCCGCGCCUGGUGAUCCUCUGUCGCGACGUGGAUCCGGCGUAUCCGGUAGCCCUGGUCGAGCUGGCCACAUAAACCCCCUGGAUCGAGGCAAACGGAGCUUUGUUCACUUCGCGCGAUGUAUAAAUCCAACUGUUGGGUUGCUUGUUGUUUGCGGUGAAGCACGCUGUUGUGGGGGAUGCUGGAAUGAGUGCCGGUGCGGCUUUCGAUGAGUGUUUGAGUGUACUGUUUGUGAUUCUUGGGUUUUUGGGUCCGUGGGGGUUUAUUCGCGACGUGAAUCCGAGUGUCGUGCGGGAAUUAGGCAAUGUAGACGUGGUUUGGGAGUGCUUCGAGGUGGGUGUGGAUCCAAUGCGGUGGUGCGGCGCUCGCAGGAGGAGGGUGUUGUCGUUGUUGUUGUUGUUGGUAGUGUUAAUAUAGUGAUUGCAGAUCGACUCUUGAGGUAUUGGCGAUUUUGGCUGAGAGCAUUGGGACUCAUCUGGGAGCUGCAAGCUACACCAAAUGGAAUCGUCGUUGAUAUUGAAGGCUAAAUCAGCUUUGCAGAAUGUAGCUGCAAAAGCAGAACGAGUUCUCACUGAAAUCAAGGCUGAUAUCAAAGCGGAUUUUGGCGGGCCUCCCACUCCGGAUGGCACUACGUGGACCAAUGGGAGAUAUAUUCAUGAUACAGAAUUCAAAGCAGAGUACCCUUGGAGUGCCAAGAAUGAUAGUGAGAAACGGUACGAAGUUGAGUUCAAGAGACGCAUUCUUGACUUGUCCAAGAAACCGGAAGAUUUUCUGGAAGGGGUCGAUGAUGACCUUGAAUCUAUCGACAUGCAAACUGCAAUGAUAUAUGUUGGAAACGUCCUGGAGUUUGAUGAAGAGUUGAAAGAACUUUGGUUUCAAUACGUGCCAAAGAAAAUGAAGGAGCUCGAGUUCUGGCGCCGAUAUUUCAUUGCCGUCAAGCGUGUUCGACAGGAGAUAAUAGAUGCAGACUCCAACAAUUAUGUGCGCAUGAGUUGGUCAAGUAUUGAACGCAGAUUGACCUUUGGAGGCACGUUCAAUGAGAGCCUGUGGAGGGAUCCGAUUGAAGAGGAAGCUGACAGCGAAGCAGUUUCUGUCACUAGUAUUCCUCAAUCCGUGAUCAUUCGACGCCUAGCAGCUGCCAUCGAGACUGGUAGAUCGGCAAAGAGUAUGCAAGAAUUAGUAAUUCAAGGUGGACGACUUUUGGACAAGGAUGUUUUACCCAGUAAUGGCGAUUGGUCUGGUAUUGUCUCAGGCUUUGCUGCUAUGAGACGGUUGAGUGCCGGUCGUGGCAAGGACAGCAAAUCAAGAUUCUCAAAGACUACCAGUCUUGGAGAUUACCAUACCUUGCUGUGGUCACUUUUUGAUGCAGAUACCCAGCACGAGGAUCAGGUAGACAAGAAAUUAUCAUUCACCGCUAGUCCGAACCUUCCGAGAGAUAUUCAUGGAGCCCCGCCAGAGAGCUUUGUUGCACGGCUAGCUGAAAUUAUGGCUGAAAUCAAAACUGAGCAAGGCAUGGGGGAGUUUUGGCUAGAAGUAAUAAAAGAGCUGCGGCGCCGGUGGAAAGAAGGGGUCCCAAUAUCUCUUUUGCCAGUUGACGAAAGUCCUGAUCUGCGCUACUGCCUGCUUCACCAGCAAUUGCAGUUAAUAAACUGUUGUAUUGCCAGGCGCAAGAAGCGCGCUGCAGAUUUAGAAUCUCUUGAAAUUCUGAACUCUUAUUUAGCUCAUGAAGAUAACUCUUCUGCAGAGAGCACUGAUAAUCACCUAGCACCUUCUGAAAGCCUUAACAUAAAGGCUCCAGUGCUACUCUACGCUAAGUUAAAGACUGGUGAAAAAGUUCUUAGAGUUGGAGCGGACCAUCCAGCAGCUGACCUUCUAAUGUUGGAGACUGGAGAACCAGUAUAUUCACCUAUUACUCAAGAUAAUCCUAUCAUGACAGAGGAUGCCAUAAUGGAAGCGGAGGAACUUAUUCUUCGCACUAGAAGUGUUGGAGCUGGCUGUUCACAGCUUCUAUCUGAUAUGCAAGCCUUCAAGGCCGCCAAUCCUGGAUGUAUAUUGGAAGACUUUGUGCGAUGGUACUCCCCUUUGGAUUGGAGGGAGGAACCAGGGACUGGCCUUAUGUUCCAAGGCAGUGCGGAAAAUGCAGGGGAGUAUGGAGCUAUUCGAGGCUAUCUUAGUGCACGCAUGCAAUGUCAAGGGAAUUUGUGGCAAGAGCUAUGGGCAUCCUCCCGACCAGUGCCGGCCCUCAAGCAAUCUCCGCUGUUUGAUGAGGAACUUGCUGGUGAGAGCACCCUCGAUGUACUGGAAGAUGUGGCUCCAUCAGAUCUUUUUGAGCAACUCUUUCUAGCUGCACUUGGUGCAGGUGUUGCAAUUGUAGAGGCCGCUCCUGCAGCCAAAACAGAAACACUUGCAAGAUGUUUAAAAGAGUGCACCGAGUAUUUGGUGAUUACGUGUGAACGGGAAAUGAGCUCUUCCAAACUUGAACGUCUCUGUGAGGUGUACGAAGAUAUGGAGUUUGCCCUUCAUUUAGCGCAAUGCGGAUCACCCGUGGAAGCAGAGGCACCUUCCGGACCACCAGGUACCACAGUUGUAACUAAUGACGACAGUUAUGAUUUGCCAGAGCCAAUUCCCUUCUUGGAAGCCGAGAAAGUCACAUUCCAGAGAUCUGUUGAUUAUCAACAGGCCCAACAAUUUGUCAAAACUGACUUUGGACAACUGUUCUCACGGAUGUUUGAAGUCAAAUCUUCCCUAUUUGAUAAGAAGCAUUUGAGUCCCCUUCAUGCCGACGAGGAGAGGAGGCCAGUAUCUACUGUUGCAGGAGAGUGCACCUUUGUAUAGCUACAGGUUCCUAAUUACUUACGUACGCGGACUCUACACAGCUCACAAACUUGAAGUGCACAAGCAUCAUGUGUGACUUGGAGUCGUUGAUUUUGUGGAGUUAAUAUCUCGAGUAGGAAACAAUGAGAUGCCCGUAUGUGUCUUCUGGCUUUUAUCAUCUCCAGCCAGAUUUAGAUAGAAUAUUGAGAGAUGAAGACAGCCGAACAACACUGAAGUGCAAAACUUGGCUGGAAACGUAGGUCCUGUAGGCAGGCUUUGUUUUUACAUUCUGCAGUAUCCAUCCCCCUAUAUUGCAAGUGUAAAUAACCUGGAUGUGCAUUGUGUAAUGUAAAGGAAAAGCCCUCAUUUAUGAAUUUUAUUGUGGGUGAACUCUUGCUCCUUUAAUCUGCA